AUGCCUGUGAUAGACAAUGGCAAUGUGCCCGUCUUUGCUGGCGUCCGGAAAUAUGAUGGGAGCGUCUCUAAUCGGUUAAAAAGAGGUUUAUCAGGUGAAAUCAUUUUGGUCCAAUAUAUUGGUGGAUCCGAAACCUUUAUCUCCUCGCUCCCUAGAAAGUUUCUUCCCUUCUCCCUCUUCUGCCCCCCACCCCAGGUCACGGUGUCUCUGAUCUUUGCCAUCUCCAUUGCUACAAUAGGCUCUUUCCAGUUUGGCUAUAAUACCGGAGUCAUCAAUGCUCCUGAAACGAUAAUAAAGGACUUUCUCAAUUACACCUUGGAAGAGAAAUCGGAAAACCUUCCCACUGAAGUGUUACUCACUUCCCUCUGGUCCUUGUCUGGGGCCAUCUUCUCUGUUGGUGGUAUGAUUGGCUCCUUCUCUGUUGGACUUGUCAACCGCUUUGGCAGGCGCAAUUCAAUGCUUAUGGUCAACCUCUUGGCUGUCGCUGGUGGCUGCCUUAUGGGGUUCUGCAAAAUAGCGCAGUCGGUUGAAAUGCUGAUCCUGGGCCGAUUGAUUAUUGGCCUCUUCUGCGGCCUCUGCACAGGCUUUGUGCCCAUGUACAUUGGAGAGAUCUCUCCCACUGCCCUACGGGGGGCCUUCGGCACUCUUAACCAGCUGGGCAUCGUCAUCGGGAUCCUGGUAGCUCAGAUCUUCGGUCUGAAAGUCAUCAUGGGAACUGAAGAGCUUUGGCCCCUGCUCUUGGGCUUCACCAUCAUUCCAGCUGUCCUGCAAAGCACUGCCCUUCCAUUUUGCCCCGAGAGCCCUAGAUUUUUGCUCAUUAACAGAAAGGAAGAGGAGAAUGCUAAGGAGAUCCUCCAACGAUUGUGGGGCACCCAGGAUGUGAGUCAGGACAUCCAGGAGAUGAAAGAUGAGAGUGCUAGGAUGGCACAAGAAAAGCAAGUCACUGUGCUGGAGCUCUUCAGAUCGCGCAGCUACCGACAACCCAUUAUCAUUUCCAUCAUGCUCCAGCUCUCCCAGCAGCUCUCUGGAAUCAAUGCUGUGAGUAGCUACUCUGUGGCCAGCGGGGGUUGCCCACUGCACUUAACUCACCGAUUCCUCUUCACAGUUGUGGAGCGGAUUGUUCCAGGCCUGGUUGUUCCAGGCUUGGGGGCACCAGGUCUGACUGUUCCAGGAGUGGUUGCUCCAGGAUUGGCUGUUCCAGGUCUGGCUGCUCCAAUUGGGUUAUUCCAGGACUGGCUGCUCCACAGUGGGAGGUUUCCAGAAGGGUUCGGCAGGAGCGUAAUCCAGAAGGGGGAGGAAAAACAAGAGCUGAAUAUUAAAAAUGAAAAAUAUUUUCACUUAAAGUGCCUCUGGAUUAGGGCUGGCCCUACUUACAAGGGGGGAGGUUUCUUCCUGAGCUUUGUUUGUAUCGGGGCUAUCUUGGUCUUCGUAGCCUUCUUUGAAAUUGGCCCAGGCCCCAUCCCCUGGUUUAUUGUGGCCGAACUCUUCAGCCAAGGACCCCGCCCAGCUGCAAUGGCAGUGGCUGGUUGUUCCAACUGGACCUCCAAUUUUCUGGUUGGGCUGCUCUUUCCUUCUGCUGCAUUCUACUUAGGAGCCUAUGUAUUUAUCAUUUUCAAUGGCUUCCUCAUCGUCUUCUUGGUCUUCACCUUCUUCAAAGUCCCUGAGGUCCAUGGCAGGACUUUUGAGGAAGUCACCCGAGCCUUCGAAGGGCAGGCGCAGGAUGCCAACAGAGCGGAGAAGGGCCCCAUUGUGGAGAUGAACAGCAUGCAGCCAGUGAAGGAGACCGCCACUGUCUAAGCCAUGCCUCCUUCCCGCCUCCCUCCCAACAUGGAAAAACCACCUCUCCCGGAUG
Nyctereutes procyonoides (raccoon dog) is the source of this 1852-nucleotide messenger RNA. Its product is annotated as solute carrier family 2, facilitated glucose transporter member 3-like. Gene Ontology annotation, cellular component: membrane. The record is from RefSeq and is a predicted model, not a curated record. Lineage: Eukaryota; Metazoa; Chordata; Mammalia; Carnivora; Canidae. Gene Ontology annotation, biological process: D-glucose transmembrane transport.